GUCGUUAACGCCGAGCUGCGGACGUGUGACGCAACCCAACGCACGGAUAUCUCGCAACUUCUCGCUACAAGUUUUGAUUUUCAGUUCGAGCAUCACGGUCGAAACGACACUUUGGAUUAAUAAUUGUGUAUUUGCCGUUCGUCACUUUGGAUUCCAUUAAUCUGUUUGGCAGUCAAACAGUCAGUUUAUUCGCUUGCUAACGUGAGCAACUCCGUAGCAGCCCCGUCUCUCCAUGGGAGCGCGCGUGAGCUAGCAGCCAUUGACCGGAUUUCACUUCUUCUUUUUAACACGUAUUUGUGUGGAGCUCCGUCUCUCGUCUUCUCCUCUUUGUUAGCGAUACACCCCGAUCCACGGGGCCUCCCUAUGUACUUAUUGUGAAGCGCUGGGUGCCCCCCCCCCCCUCCCCUCCACUCUUGUGUAGUGUAUCUAUUUUUAAAUGGCCACCGCGGCGCCCCCUCCAGCCCCGGGCUCGACUGCGGCCACUGAGAACCCGAGUCCCGGAUCCAGCAGCUCGAUUCCGGCCGACGGGGGCAACCAGGACAGCACUUUCGAGUGUAACAUCUGUCUGGACACCGCUAAGGACGCAGUGAUCAGCCUGUGUGGACACCUCUUCUGCUGGCCUUGCUUGCAUCAGUGGUUGGAGACCAGACCCAACAGACAAGUGUGUCCUGUGUGUAAAGCGGGCAUCAGCCGAGAAAAAGUAAUCCCCCUAUACGGGCGAGGAAGCACAGAUCAACAAGACCCCAGAGAAAGAACCCCUCCUCGACCACAAGGCCAAAGGCCUGAGCCAGAAAACCGUGGUGGCUUUCAAGGGUUCGGCUUUGGCGAUGGGGGUUUCCAAAUGUCAUUUGGAAUUGGUGCCUUUCCUUUUGGUAUUUUUGCGACAGCGUUUAACAUCAACGACGGCAGACCACCUCCAGCCGCCCCUGGGACGCCGCAGCACACCGACGAACAGUUUCUGUCUCGACUCUUCCUGUUUGUCGCUCUGGUGAUUAUGUUUUGGCUGCUGAUUGCAUAAAUGCAGGUAAAGACAACUUCUUCGGACAACUAAAAAUUAUUUUACUGAUAUGUAACAUUAUAUGGCACAUUAUCACGAUUUUCUACUUCCUUUCUGGUAACUUUAUUUGUGUUCUUAUUUUUCUUGACACAAAGCCAUGUUUGAGUUGAAUGAUGACAGUUUUUCCAAAAUAUUGACACGUUAAUACCAAGAUAACAACUUUCGAAGUAAGCCACGAACGUGGGUGCCUAAAGUAUUAAUUCAUUAACACAGUUCAAUUAUUUGUUAUAUUUCCAUCACCGUAAUUCUACCAGCUGGCUUCAAACCUCAUGCUGCUUUUUACAACACGUCUGUCCCUCUGUUGUUUUUGAUCACUCAUACCAGCUGUUCAGGUCAGAGAAAUGGGAAGAGAUCAUUCUCGGUAGUCUCUUUGAGGAUUGUUUUGGUACUAUCAUUGUAUUUACAGAAAUACUGUGCUAAACUAAAUAAGACCACCUGCGCUCAUCAAUGUGGAUGUUGAUUCACGUUUCCAAACCCAUAUGUUGUAUAUGGGAAUUUAUUUUUCAAUAUUUUAUUGCAAAGAAUCUUACUGAGUAAUGCUGUCAAUGCGCUCGUGAGCCUCCUCCAUUUUGUCUCUCUGAUCACUAAUGUACUAAGAAUUUUGUUUUUAAAUCCAGCUACCUGAUCUUACACAUUUUGACAUUUACCAAAUUCACUCAUUUUGUGAAAUCAAAAUCAUUUGGAGCAUUUUUUCUUUAUUUUAGUUGAGGUUAAAAAAGAAUGUGUUUGCAUGUAAGCAGUUGAAAGAGUAACUCAUGAAACGGUGUUCCUUUUGCAAAAGGAUGUUUGUCUUUUUGUUGCAUAGUUGUCUGUCACUGUAAUUAUAUGUAAAAAAAUAAUAUAGAUUAUUACUGAAUAAUUACUUAAAUGAUUGGAUUAUAGUUUCAACAUGAAACCACUUUUCUAAAUGUGAAUCUUCAUCUUAUUGACAGUAAAGAUAUGUAAAUAAAGAUGUUGAUCAUA
Molecule: messenger RNA, 2020 nt
Organism: Pseudoliparis swirei
Lineage: Eukaryota; Metazoa; Chordata; Actinopteri; Perciformes; Liparidae
Gene: rnf185
Product: ring finger protein 185
Exons: 6
Coding region: 437-1018 (193 amino acids)
Biological process (GO): ubiquitin-dependent protein catabolic process
Cellular component (GO): endoplasmic reticulum
Molecular function (GO): ubiquitin protein ligase activity; ubiquitin-like protein conjugating enzyme binding; metal ion binding
Source: RefSeq, a predicted model, not a curated record